This is a messenger RNA of Saimiri boliviensis boliviensis (Bolivian squirrel monkey), 942 nucleotides long. RefSeq names its product olfactory receptor 5AP2-like. Gene Ontology annotation, cellular component: membrane. Gene Ontology annotation, molecular function: olfactory receptor activity; G protein-coupled receptor activity. Gene Ontology annotation, biological process: G protein-coupled receptor signaling pathway. The record is from RefSeq and is a predicted model, not a curated record. Lineage: Eukaryota; Metazoa; Chordata; Mammalia; Primates; Cebidae.
AUGAGAAACUUUACAACCGUAUCUGAAUUUAUUCUCCUGGGAUUCAAGGAUCACCCAGAACUACAGCGCCUUCUUUUUGUGUUGUUUCUGCUCAUCUACACGAUCACUGUUGUUGGAAAUCUUGGCAUGAUUCUAUUAAUCAAGAUUGACUCACAUCUCCAUACUCCGAUGGACUUCUUUCUCAGUAACUUGUCCCUGGUUGACUUCUGUUAUUCUUCUGUCAUUGCCCCUAAUAUGCUAAUAAAUUUCUGGGUGAAGAACCCAGUCAUUUCAUUUAAUGAAUGUGCCACUCAGUUCUUCUUGUUUGGCUCCUUUGCUGGCAUUGAGGGUUUUCUGUUGGUGGUCAUGGCAUAUGACCGUUACCUGGCCAUCUGCAAGCCUCUGCUUUAUACAGUCCUGAUGUCCCCCCACCUCAGUGCCCUCCUGGUGUCGGCCACAUAUCUUGCAGGCUUUGUAAAUGCUGCCAUUCACACUGUCUUCACCUUCCAGCUGUCUUUCUGCCGCUCCAGUGUCAUUAACCAUUUUUUCUGUGAUACUCUGCCCCUCCUGAAAGGCUCUUGUUCUGAUACACACAUCAAUGAGGUUGUCAUUUUUGCCUUUGCCAGUUUUAAUGAAUUGAGCUGUCUCUUACUUAUUCUUGUUUCCUAUCUCUACAUCCUUGCUGCCAUCUUGAGGAUUCACUCUGCAGAAGGCAGGCACAAGGCCUUCUCCACCUGUGCUUCCCACUUGACGGUGGUCACCAUCUUCUUUGGGACAAUCCUGUUUAUGUAUCUGCGUCCCAGCUCCAGCUACUCCAUGGAUCAAGACAAAGUGGUGUCUGUAUUUUACACAGCAGUCAUCCCCAUGUUGAAUCCUCUCAUCUAUAGUUUGAGAAACAAGGAAGUCAAAGCUUCUUUAAGUAAAAUUUUUAAAACAAUAAAUAUGCAGUCAUUAGAAUUUUAA